Molecule: messenger RNA, 3010 nt
Organism: Toxorhynchites rutilus septentrionalis
Lineage: Eukaryota; Metazoa; Arthropoda; Insecta; Diptera; Culicidae
Gene: inaD
Product: inactivation-no-after-potential D protein
Exons: 19
Coding region: 101-2797 (898 amino acids)
Molecular function (GO): protein binding
Source: RefSeq, a predicted model, not a curated record
CGUUGAUCUGACUCUUCCGUUCUCGCCGCGGUUUGGCAUUUAGGUGGAUGGGCAUUUAUUUACUGAUCAAUAGAUAUAUGUGAUUCGAGGUUCAUUUGCCAUGAAGCGAUUUGCAUGGUCUUCAGAUGAUUCAAUCAUCUGUAAACCCGAGCCAUUGCAAACAUGCUCAAGGAUGAAAAUCUCGAAGCGCGCUGUUAUCAAUGACUGCAACAACCAGCAUCCGCUAGAAAAUGUGCAAGACAAACGAAAAAUGAUUGAUUUGCUCUACGUGAAUAAUAUAUACAUGUUGGAGAAAAUUAUCAUACAUGCAAAACGCAGAUUGAAGUUGUUUGACAUACAUCUAGAAACACGGAGAGAAUACUAUAAUGAUUUUGAUAAAUGUUCCAAGGAUUUUGGAAAAUUAGCGCAAAUGAGUAAAGAAAACAGCGAUAAUGAGGAAAAUCAUACUGUGUUGCAAAGCAAUCAAGACCACAGUGCUAUUACGUCAAAUACUACGAAAUUAGACGAUGGCAGUUCUAAUGAAUCUCUAAAUUUUUUAGAUGCAGACGAUUUAGCUGAAUCCGAUAUGAAAUGGAGUGGAUUUGUAACCAAAUCCAUCAUCAAUACUAAUACUGCUAAAUCAUCGGAGGAAAGCACGCUGUUUCGAUUCGAUUCAUUAACAGCAGAUAUUAAUCACGAUUUGAAAUUUGAUGAUUCAAGGACCAACAUGACUGUGAUGACUAUUGUUAACAAGGAUAUUCCAUGUGAAGGAGAUUGGAAGAAGGAAAGGGAGGUUCUAUUGAUGAGAGAUGAGAACAGAUCGUUUGGCAUCAGUAUAGUUGGAGGAACGGUGAACGUGUCGGACGACAAUGUUGUUUCUGGUAUAUUCAUAAAAAAUAUUAUACCGAAAAGUCCUGCUGAUCGAUGCGGUUUAUUAAAGAUUGGAGACAGAAUUUUAGCUGUAGAUGGUUUGGAUAUUCGAUGUGCAUCACAUGAGCAUGCUAUGAAAACUAUAAAAGCGGCAGAUGAAAAAAUGGUAUUAUUGGUGCAAAGUUUAGUAAAAAAGCUCGAUGAUAAGGAGACUUCGACUCUAAUGAAAAAAAUACCCCCACCAAUUACUCCAUGCAAAACUCCAGAACUAGAACUAAUACAUGAAGGAACUAGCGAUUCAAAAAAUACUUUAGCAGCGGAUGGUAAUCAAGAAAAUAUGCAGAAGGAAAAUGGAGCAGCCAUGGUAGAAAGUGAGAUAAACAAUAGAGCAAAUACGCCGUUGAUCACGACAGAUUCCGAAAAUUCUUCAGAUGACGAAGACGUUCGAGAUUUGGAGGGAAGGACGUUUACGGCUGGUGGUAUGGAGAUUGAUCGUGCAUCUGCUGGUAACAUAAAGAGGACAAAAGAGGAAAUAGCGUUAGAUACUGAAGAAGAGGAUUGCUUUGGUUACACAACAAAAAAAAUCAAAAAAAGAUAUGGAACCCUUGGUCUUGUGUUUUGCCAUACUAUAGAAAAAACCAGCAAUGGAAGUUUAGGUCUGUCAUUGGCGGGCCAUCGUGAUAGAAACAAAAUGGCCUGCUUUAUCGUCGGAAUCAAUCCUAAAGGCAUUUCAUCAUCCUCGCCGUUCGAAGUUGGAGACGAAAUUCUGGAGGUUAACGGCCUUGUUCUCCAUAAACGGUCUCACCUAAAUGUACCAGUCAUUAUAAAAGGAAUUGCAGGGUCAUCUUUAAAAUUCGUUAUACUCAGGAAAAAAACGGCUUCAGAGGAUAUAGCUGUGAAGCCAAUCACCCAGUUCCCGACAAGUAUCGAGGAAGAUCUGUUUUCCAACUACAAGAAUGUGAGGAUAAUUUCCAUUAAAAAAGGACCCGCCGGAUUAGGGAUAAUGAUUAUUGAAGGAAAACAUGCAGAAGUAGGACAAGGAAUUUUCGUUUCUGACAUCCAGGAGGGUUCUUCAGCAGAUAAGGCUGGAUUAAAUAUAGGAGAAUUGAUUUUAUCUGUCAAUAAAGAUUCAUUGAUAGGCUGCAGUUACGAAGCCGCAGCUUCGUUAUUAAAAAAAGCAGAAGGGGUUGUUACUUUGAAAAUAUGUAAUCCUAACAAAGCAAAAGAAUCUCAAGACACUAGUGAAAAAAUUGAUGCAUCGAAUGAAAACUCGUCUGCUGCUACAUCGGGAGCAAAUACGGCCAAAGAAUCGAGCAAACCAGCAAACCAGAAACCUCAACCAUCACCAGCGAAAGAAGUUGUUGAUCCAUCAAAAACUGAAGUUAUCGAAAAUGAGAACACACUAAUCGAAUUAAGUACUGAAAAGAACCCUUUGGGAAUCAUGGUAACUGGAGGCUGCGAUUCACGAAUCAAUACGGGAGCAGUUAUUGUUGAUAUCUUACCAAACAGUAUUGCGUGCAAAGAUAAACGUCUCCAAGUUUUCGAUCAAAUAUUAGAAAUUAAUGGUACAAAAAUAACUGCGGAACUAACUGAAAAUCAAAUACAGAAGGCCGUGAAGCAGUUACAACCGAAGGUUCGUAUGGUUGUAUACCGGGCAAAUCCUGCUCAAACGGAAAAUACAGAAAUUGAAUUGACGAAAAAAUCUGGGAAACAGUUUGGCAUAGCCUUUCGUACUAACCAUCGACAAGGAAUUACUGUUACAGAGUUGAUACCUGGAGGAAUAGCGGAAUCCGAUGGAAAAAUACAGAAGGGUGAUAUUGUAACUCAUUUAAAUUCCGAGCUAUUGAAUAAUGCAUCGAUGGAAGAUUGUUCAGCGUUAGUUAAAACGGUACAGGGGAAAGUGACCUUUACGAUUUUAAGGCCAAAACCAAAGCUGCGUGUUCUCUAAGGAAAUUUUUUCAUAAGUAAUAAGCUUCGGACGUGCUGUAGAAUAACAUUUUGUAUUUGCCAAAAACAAUAUGUAUCGUACUUGAAUUCUAAAGAUUUAAUAGGUUUUAAUAAUGUUGAAGCAUUUUCUAUUACUAAUUUAUAUCGUUAUAUUAUUGGUUUAUUUAGUCUACAUCCAUAAUCCACACGCAUCGAAUAAAAUGUUUAUUCUCAA